AUGAUACUGUUAAUGUACUUGACGAUUCAGAGUAAUGCAACAGAAACGUCUACAUACACGACAAAGUAUGAUGGGAUCGAUCUGGAUGAAAUAUUGAGCAACGACCGUCUGCUGACCGGGUAUGUCAACUGUCUGAUGGAUCUUGGUCCUUGCACGGCUGAUGGAAAGGAAUUAAAAAAGAACCUUCCGGAUGCUAUAGAGAAUGAUUGCAGGAAAUGCACUGAGCGACAGCGCGAAGGUGCCGACCGUGUCUGUCAUUACCUCAUCGACAAUAAACCCGAAGACUGGACCAAACUCGAGGAGAAAUACAAAUCAGAUGGAAGUUAUAGAGCCAAAUACUUAGCCAGUAAGCAGACUAAAGAUGAAAAAGAAUCAAAUGCCACAAAAUCAAGUGAAGAUACAAAUAAUGUUUCUAAGGAAUAG
Molecule: messenger RNA, 423 nt
Organism: Spodoptera exigua (beet armyworm)
Lineage: Eukaryota; Metazoa; Arthropoda; Insecta; Lepidoptera; Noctuidae
Source: the annotation of a GenBank genome assembly